UAGAAUUAUGAAAAGAAGAGGGAAUUAACAAGAAUACCUUUACUAUUUCAUCCACAAUGAACAUAGUGGGUGGUUAUCUGUUCACCCACUUCGGUAUGCGGGUCAACAUUUGUACUCCUUCCCUCACAGUUCCUCUUCUCUCUCCGUUCUCUCUGAGAAGCAAUUUUCAGGAACUCGUCUCCUUCAUCAUUAUCAUCCAUGGAGCCAGAAUCUGAAAAUCCUAACACCGACGUAGACACCACCACCUGCACCAUUAAUACCGAUAACAUCACCGACAAUGAAAGCCUCGAAGACAACAAGAAUAACAACGGUACAGUCCCUGAAUCAGUAUCUUCGGACUCAAGUGGUGAAGAAUCUCCUUCCAAUGUUGUUGUUCAACCUUCUGAAGAUCCUAUUGCAGAGGAUCCGACUCCAAUAAUUACGGACGGUGCUGUCCAAGUUGGCCCUAAAUUGGCUUCGAAUGAUAAUGGAAAAAGUACUGAAGUUGAUCAAAUCUAUCGAGUAUACGAUGAGUUAAUAGAACCAGAAGUUGGAAUGAUUUUCGACACUGCAGAGGAGGCAUUUGAUUUUUACAAUGAAUAUGCUAGAAAGAUUGGUUUCCGAGUUAGGAUACAAAGAACAAACAUGAAUAAAGCUCAACGUAAUAGAAUUCACCGCCAAGUACUAGUUUGUUCAUGUGAAGGCACCUACAAAAUGAUCAGGAAACCUAGAAAAAGAAGAGAAACUAAACGGUUUGGAUGUCUAGCUGCAUUUGAGAUUAAACUUAUUACUGGUGAUAAGUAUGCAUUAAUAAGGUUCAGUUCGGAGCACACACACGAGCUUGUCCCACCAAAGUUUUCCCAUUACUUGAAAACCCCCAGGAAACUCGGCUUCGCCCAGAUAGGAAUGACUGACAAAACACAGCCUCCUGGGACAAGACCACUUGAACUUACCCUUCCUGAAGCAGCCGGUGUAUCUGACCAGAAUAGUUUAGAACAGAAAACACCAGCUGGGUUUUCCAUUAAGGGUGAUGCAGAAUCUCUCCUUGGUUAUCUCAAGCAAAAGAAGCAGGAAAACAAGCAUUUUUUCUACUCUUUUCGAAUUAAUGAAGAUGGUAAGAUAUGUGGUGUUUUCUUUUGUGAUGCAAAAUCAAGAAGAGACUACGGGUUAUUCGGCGAUUCAGUGUGUUUUGAUACGACGUUCAAGACAAACAACUUCGAUAUGGUAUGUGUGCCAGUUGUUGGCCUCAGCAAUCAUGGACUACCCAUACUGUUUGGCUGUGGUUUGUUAGAUGGUGAAUCAACGGAUGCUGUGGCAUGGUUGUUUAUGACUUUUUUGGAGGCUAUGGGUGGGAAGAAACCUGAAAGUGUGUUUACAGAUCAUUCUGCAGCUAUUUCAGAUGCUGUUGGUCUGGUAUUUCCAGAAUCUCAUCAUGGUUUGUGUUUAUGGCAUAUAUUUAUAAAUGCUUCGAAACAGUUGACUAAAGUAGUUAAGGCAUCUAAAACAUUCGCGCCGCAGUUCAAAGCUUGGAUAUAUGAGCAAGAGACAGUUGAAGAAUUUGAUCGUAGUUGGAACAAGUUGCUUGAAGAUUUUGAUCUUAGGGAUAAUGAAUGGUUGCAAGGACUGUAUGAGUUGCGAGAGAAGUGGGCGCAAGUUUAUAGUCUUGGUCAUUUUUCUGCUGCCAUGACCACAUCAGAGAGGUGUGAGAACAUCUGCAAGUUUCUGAAGGCCUUCUUUAGCAAUGGUAGUAUUCUUCUUCGUGAUUUUCUUGAUCAAUAUUCCAAAGCUAUGGCUGAUCGCUAUGAAAAAGAAAGGGAAGCUGAAAAAAAGACACAACUAACAACCCCUAAUUGGAUCUCUGGCUGGUCUGUAGAGCGCGAAGCAUCAAAAGUAUACACAAGAGAGAUAUUUUAUGGUUUUCAAGAUGCGCUUCAGAAGACCAUUGAUUUGUCGUUGGAAUUGGAAAAGGAUGAUGGAACAAUUCGUACAUACAGAGCUACUGAAUUGGAAGGUCAAAAAACAAUCCACUCACUUGUACAUAACAUCUCUGAACAAUCAGCUUCAUGUACUUGUCGAAAAUUUGAAUUUGAUGGAAUCCUCUGCCCUCAUGCGUUGAAGUUGUUUCGUGACUUACAAUAUAAGAGUCUACCUCCUCGAUACUAUUUGAAGAGAUGGACCCGAAAAGUUACAGAUGAAGAUGUUUUUGACCCUUCUGGGGAGUUAAUCCUAAGUAACAAUGAUCCAACCUCAACAGUUCGAAGUCGUUACGAUGACUUGACACAUAUUUCUCAAAGUAUCGUGGCCAAGGGUUUGAAGUCAGACGAAAUGUUCACUUUGAUCAAGUCAUUACUCCAAGAAGUGAAAUCCAAGGCAGAUGCACAUAUAACUUCCAAGGAUGAAAGAAGAGUUGCCAUUCAGAAGAUAAUGCCCAACCCUCAUCAGAAUCUGGUGUCGAAUUUGAAUGAGGAAGCGACACAGGAUGUCUUUGGGAUGAUGCAACAACAACAGCCAGACUAUAGCCAAAAUGGUUGGCAGUGGAUGAAUAGGCAAGCCAUUCAUGCGCACGGCAUUCAUCCCCAGGGUAUUCAUCCACAAGAUAUAAUUCCUGGAUAUAAUUUUGCUGGGUCUCAACAGCAAAGGCAAUUCCAUCCAAACGAAUUGUUCAUGUCUCAGCAGGGAUCUUCGUCGCAAAUCCCACCUCCGGAGAUGCCUCAUUAACAAUUAUGUUGAAGCAGUUUGAGGACAAAACCAUAAACUGGAAGACCUGAUCAUGGCUACUAAGGAUUAUGUUGAGUUCGAAUCAGUUUGGCAGGUUGCAAUAGUUCAACAUGUAGAUUAGAUUGGAGUGAUAGACUUUAAGAAGUUUGAUUGCGGAGUCAAUUUCUUACUUUAUUUAAAAACUUUCACGCAGUGUAAAAUGGAGCUUUUUGUUCUGAUACGAAAAGAAUUCAUUAAAUUAAGAAAUUACAUCAUCCAUGUCUUGUGAGAA
Messenger RNA from Papaver somniferum (opium poppy), 2968 nucleotides. Its product is annotated as protein FAR1-RELATED SEQUENCE 5-like. Gene Ontology annotation, molecular function: zinc ion binding. The transcript is spliced from 5 exons. Gene Ontology annotation, biological process: regulation of DNA-templated transcription. The coding region runs from base 199 to 2697 and encodes 832 amino acids. NCBI's taxonomy places the organism in Eukaryota, Viridiplantae, Streptophyta, Magnoliopsida, Ranunculales, Papaveraceae. The record is from RefSeq and is a predicted model, not a curated record.